AACUUCUUUUCUCCAUAGACUGAUGUCAAUAACAGAUGUAAUCUCAGUAACAAGGGCGUUGUCAGUUCUUAUACUUAAAUGAUGUUCGUGUGAAUACGAUUCCCUCUUAUAUAACAAGAGCUUGGGUUAAAAUUGUGAUUUUUAUUCAUGCCUCCUUUUAUACCAUUCUUCCAAAUAUGGUGCUGAGCUCAUUUUAGUGAGUGGUCAAAUGUCUCUCUUCAUCAUCUCAGUGAGCGGCAGAAGUAGCACAUUCAUUACCAAACCGCAGCCACCAAUCAAGAUUGUUUGUAUCCUUUACUGUGAGCUACAUCCUGCUUUUCACGGACAACAAAACAAGAUAGUGGCCUUUAGGAAGGGAACGGGAUGUUUUACAGAGUGUCUCUGUUAAAUGUUUGUGUUGUUUGUCUUUGUCUGUAUAGUGUUUGCCCAACAUCACUGUCAUUUCUCUCCGCUCCUCUGAUGAUGUGCUCAAAUCUGAGAGACAGACUGGAGCAUUUCUAAAUACAAGAGAUGGAAAAUACCCCUGAUAGACGUGAAGUUUUUAUUCAUCAUCUCUUUUCAGUGUGUUGAAUUGUAGAAAUACAAAUGGUUUCAAUGUACAUUAUUCUGACUAACAUGUUUGUUUCUCAAAUUAAAUGCACAGAGAUUAUUUCCAGUCCUGAACCCAAGACCAGAGAUCAGUUCCUUCAGUACUCUCGUCAGCUGAAACUGGAUGCAAACACACUGUAUAAACACCUCCAUCUGUCUGAGAGGAACCGAGUGAUCCAAUUCUCUUACACAGACCAGCGGUACCCUGAUCAUCCAGACAGAUUCGACUGUUGUCAGGUGUUGUGUAAGGAAAGUGUGUCUCAACGCUCUUACUGGGAGAUCAAGUGGACUGGUGGUGUAGAUAUAUCAGUGGCAUAUAAGAGCAUCGGGAGGAAGGAAUUGGGCCAUGUGUGUCAUUUUGGACGUAAUGAUAAAUCCUGGAGAUUGUACUGCUCUGAAUCCAGAUUCUCAUUCUGUCAUGAUGACAAAUGGAUUAAUCUGCCUGCAAUGCCAAGCUCUGCAAGAAUCCGAGUGUAUGUGGAUGAGGGAGCAGGAAUUCUGUCCUUCUACAGCGUCUCUGACACCAUAAUGACCCUCAUCCACAGCAUCAACACCACAUUCACUCAACCACUCUAUCCUGGAUUUGCAAUCGUUUCAAUUCAUUCCAAAGUGACACUCUGUGAUCUAAGAAUGUAGAUGAUUCAGAAAUUAAACAAAUUAUAUAAUUAUCUUAAAGUGCUUGAAAAAACAUAACUAAAGUGACCAUUAUGUUCUAUUUUAAAUGCAGGUUUAAAUGCAUCCACGGUCAAAUAACGCUAGAAUUUUAUCCACACUUUUCUCAAAGAUCUCUAAACAGUUCCCUUCAAGCAGUUCAUGAUUCAGUUUCUCUAAACCCCACCGUUCCACAAGUCCACUGUGCUCUGAUUCGUCGGCCAUUCCAGUCUGUUACGAUUUGUCUUUCCACAUAGACACACAACUACAUUUCAGCUCUUGGAGGCUUAUAGUUACCUACACAGAGAUUAUUAGUACACGGAGAUACUACACUAACUAUUUGUGUUAUAAAAAUAAUGA
Triplophysa dalaica is the source of this 1599-nucleotide messenger RNA. Its product is annotated as stonustoxin subunit alpha-like. The record is from RefSeq and is a predicted model, not a curated record. Gene Ontology annotation, molecular function: protein binding. The transcript is spliced from 2 exons. NCBI's taxonomy places the organism in Eukaryota, Metazoa, Chordata, Actinopteri, Cypriniformes, Nemacheilidae. Bases 586 to 1224 code for a protein of 212 amino acids.